UUCACACCGGGACCGAUAACACCGUGAGAUCUGACUCCAAGAGCGAAAGAAAGGGCUGUUUCAUAUUCGGACCAUGCAGAGUUGCCUGCCCGGAGUGGGGAGAAGUCUGUGUUUGGCUUGCAGGCAAUUUACACCUGUGAAUAAAAAUCUCUCUAGGUUACAACCGUUUGCCUGUAUCCUAGCAACACAACAACAUAGAAAAAUGGCGUCUGCAAAGAUUGGAAUGGCUAAUAGACUCAAGGGAACAGAGAAGAACAUAUGGGUAGAGUUUGGCAAACUAGCCGCAGAACAUCAGGCCCUAAACCUUGGUCAGGGUUUUCCUGAUUUCAAACCACCUCAGCACAUUAUUGAUGAGGUAGUUAAAGCUGUGAACUCUGAUAAUGCUCUUCUAGCACAGUACGCACGUAGUUAUGGACACCCACGACUGGUCAAUGUCUUGUCCAAGCUGUACGGCCCUAUUAUGAACCACACUAUCAAUCCAAUGACAGAUAUCACUGUGUGUGUCGGUGCUUACGGUGUCCUCUUCUGUGCUGUCCAGGGAUUGGUCAAUCCUGGUGAUGAGGUGAUCAUUGUUGAGCCCUACUUUGACUGUUAUGAACCCAUGGCCAUGGUAGCUGGGGCAACACCGGUGUUUGUACCUAUCAGACCAAGCAAAACCGGUAGUAUGUCCAGUGCAGACUGGAAGCUUGAUCCUGAAGAGUUGGCCAGCAAAUUUAACAGCAAAACAAAAGCUAUUGUCAUCAACAACCCUAACAACCCCAUUGGCAAGGUUUUCCAGAAGGAUGAACUCCAGGUGAUUGCUGACCUGUGUAUUAAGCAUGAUGUUAUCUGUAUAGCUGAUGAGGUGUAUGAAUGGCUCAUCUAUGACAACUGUAAACAUGUCAAAAUUGCGUCACUACCUGGUAUGUGGGACAGAACUGUUACUAUUGGCAGUGGAGGUAAAACCUUUAGUGCUACAGGCUGGAAACUUGGCUGGGCCAUAGGACCUCAGAAACUCAUUCAGCCAAUGCAGAUCCUACAUCAGAAUUGUAUCUACACGAGUCCAACACCAUUACAGGAGGCUGUGGCCGCUGGUCUGGAGUAUGAGUUAGAUCUUAAAGACAAGAAUCAGCUAGAUGAUUGCUACCUUUAUUCUCUUGCCAAAGAAACUCAGCCUAAACGUGACAGAUUGGCUGCCAUGUUAGAGGACAUCGGUAUGGAGGUGACAAUGCCAGAGGGUGGUUACUUCCUUAUGGCGGACAUCUCCAAACUUAAAGACAAAUUUCAGGUACCCGAUGAUGGCAGUAGCGAUCCUUAUGACUAUAAGUUUGUUCGUUGGAUGACGGAAACCAAGAAAUUAGCAGCCAUUCCGCCAUCUGCCUUCUACUCCAAGGACCAUAAGAAUCUAGGAGAAAACUUUCUAAGGUUUUGCUUCAUCAAGGACAAUGAAACCCUGAGGAAAGCAAGCAUUGUCUUUAAGGAAUGGAAAGAGUCGCUUUAAGAGGCUGAUGAUACUGGAGUAUACUCAUCACUCCCUGAGGGAGGGACCCAACACCAUUUAUAUGAAUAUACUUAAUGGGUACAAAAUUCGGUAUAUAAAGUGAACUUUAGGGGAUGGUAUAAAAUGUAGACAGACAGUGUUCAUUUCAGAUGUAGCAGGCUUUAUGAAAUUUAUUUUUCUGUUGGAAGUCAUGAAUGUUCAACCUUUUUUUGGUCUCUAAAUAGUGUUAAACUUUAACAGUCCUGUGAUCUGAGCAGUCAUGUGACCUGUUCAGUCCUGAGAUCUAAGCAGUCAUGUGAUCUGAAUGGUCCUGUGAUGUAGAGAAACUUUAUAAAACAUAUCGUUGGCUCAGUCUAGCUUGUAGCAGAGGAACCCUUAAAAAAGGAUGUGGUAGAAAAUGGCAAUACAAUGUAUUUGGUUUUACCAAGAAUUGGCAUGUACAGUGUAUUUAGGCUAAUGUUGAAAUUUGUUGACAAAGGUGAGCUGGGCCCAGUAUCAAUGUAUCACAGAUGAUAUCAAACUUAAAGUAAUUGAGAUUAUGCUUGUUUUACUCCAGUCUUGAUGUGCCAUGCUAUUUCUUUGUCUAGAAAGUCAUUAAUUUUCCAAUGUCAACUAAUUUUGAGUAAAGUUAGAGUUGGCAACAUUUGUACAUUCACAGAAGUCUUCAUAGUACACAGUGUUUAAUAAUAUAUAGAUAUGUUGCAUCGUAAUGUAUAAACAUGACAGGACGAAAGGUGAUAUGACAUUACACAUUUUAUGGUAACUAGCAAAAGUUACUGCAAACGGAAAAAAUUCUGAACAUAAAUUUUGCUGUGCAUUUAUUUUAUGCAUUUGUGUUUUUACUGAUUUUGAUAUAUGGUUUAUAGAAGUUUUGCUCCCAUAACUGGGUUGUUAAUACAUUUAAGUAGGGGCUGAUGAAGAGCAAUUUGGUAGCUGCUUCCUUAGCCUCCCUUGGAUUUACUGCUGGUGAGGAUGGGUUGUCUCCCCUACAAUGAGAUAACUUGCGACUGCCCGGUGUAAAUGAUAUUGUUUUACAUACUUCGAAAGACUUUUGAUUAAUCAGGUUCAACUCUUUGCUUAUUGAAUCAUUUAGGUACUUCUCAGCACUCUUCUGUACAAUGUACAGGAUGUAGGUUGUCUAUACAUGAGUGUCUGUACCAAAUACUAUUAACUGUAAUCUGUUGUGUACAUUAACACAGAUAUAUUUACUUAUAUCACAGAAUAAAAGAUAUAUUAAG
Ylistrum balloti is the source of this 2718-nucleotide messenger RNA. Its product is annotated as kynurenine--oxoglutarate transaminase 3-like. Lineage: Eukaryota; Metazoa; Mollusca; Bivalvia; Pectinida; Pectinidae. Gene Ontology annotation, biological process: biosynthetic process. The transcript has 14 exons. The record is from RefSeq and is a predicted model, not a curated record. The coding region runs from base 74 to 1480 and encodes 468 amino acids. Gene Ontology annotation, cellular component: mitochondrion; cytoplasm. Gene Ontology annotation, molecular function: L-kynurenine:2-oxoglutarate transaminase activity; pyridoxal phosphate binding.